Messenger RNA from Rodentolepis nana, 777 nucleotides. The record is from the annotation of a GenBank genome assembly. Lineage: Eukaryota; Metazoa; Platyhelminthes; Cestoda; Cyclophyllidea; Hymenolepididae.
AUGUUGUAUUGCUGUGAGCCACUCAUUACAGCCACAGAGGUGACUCUCAAACCCCUCGAGAAGGCACACAACCAAGCAUUACGACUAAUUACUGGAGGGGUGAAAUCAACACCCAUUGAUUCAAUGCUCCUAGUUACAGGAAGCACCACAAUAUGUUCCCUUAUCAAAGAGAAGGCCUUGAUCCUGUAUGAGAAGCUACUGCCCAUUCCCAUGGACAAGUUCUUCAGCACCUAUGAGAAUAGACCAAGACAUCUGAAAAUGCAAUCUGACACUGAUGUAGUGUGUUGCACCCAACUGCUUGACUUCUUCAGGAAAUCAAACACCCAUCCAGAGCAAGUGCGCUCACUGACCCUUGAGACAAUCAAUGUCAAUGAGCUUGCUGACACACUUGCUAAGAAGGGGACAACGAUUUUGCAAUGCGUGGACCGGCCGAUGUCUUUUCACACAAUGAAGGACUUAAUCAGAAGAGAAUUCCACACCGCAAGGUGCAACGAACUUAAAGUUCGAACAAAGGAGAAACAGUGGACAGUGGCACUCUCCGAUAUAACCGACUGGCCAAGAAUCGAAGCCGUUGCUGAGUUUAGACUACGUACCGGACACGAUUGCUUGGCAAAACAUCUUCACAGAUUGGGAGUAUACACUCAACCCACAUGCCCUCUAAGUAACCUACAGGAGGAAAUGGAGAAGACCCACCUGAUUCGAUGUCCAGCCCUAAAGACAACGACGGAAAGCCAGAAAUACCGGGAAGCAAGAAGACGGCUAAUGAACUGCUAUUAA